ACUCGUGCUUUAGAAACCAUAUCGAAAAAUCCUUUCUACUGGUGUAAAAAAUUUGCCAUCUUCAUUAUGUUACUGAUAAAAUACAAUUUCUUUGUUUUUUCUGCAACAACUUAUGCGACUACGUUCAUUGACCCUGGGAUAAUUCGCCUAACUCCGCAAUGCGAAAAACACGUUACCAGUAACAAAGUUUUAAACUUUGGGGAAUGCGUCAAGUACUGCAAUGACAACAUAAACUGUUUGGCUGUGAGAUACAAUGGCACUGGUUGCUACGCUUACAAAUAUAUCACAGUUGCAGAUGAUAAGCUAACAGAGUCGCUUUUUUUGAAGGAUACCAAUCAAGUUCUGAGUGCUAAAGACUGCGCCAAUCAGAGAGCUGUGAAUAAUUUGGUAUUAAGCGUGAUGGAUACUAUCUGCGCUAGCAGGUUCCCCGAAUAUCGCAAUUUUCGACUCGAAGAUUUAUCGUGCUUCGGGUUUCCAGCUUCAAACUCUAUGGAUCUUUCUUCCGCAGAACGGCUCUGCAAAAUGGGUAACGGUCAGAUUGUUACUAUGAGAUAUUCUGAUGAUGUGAUUCUUGUUCAAAAAGCUCUUACACAAGCGCCCCCUGGAACCUAUUGGACUAUCAGGUAUCCUGGUACGGUACCUCUAACAAACGAAAAAAUGAUUAGAACAGAUGAAGGUUGCUUUCAAAUUAGCUCUUCGACUGGCGAUUACGCACCUUGUUCUGAAAAACAUAUACCUAUAUGUAGCAGAAAUAUUCAAUGUUCAACAAACUGGUAA
This is a messenger RNA of Enterobius vermicularis (human pinworm), 777 nucleotides long. The record is from the annotation of a GenBank genome assembly. Lineage: Eukaryota; Metazoa; Nematoda; Chromadorea; Rhabditida; Oxyuridae.